AUGCAGUUGCAAAAUAUAGUGGCUGCGGCUUCUAUUUUAUCGUAUCUAUAUACUGUGGAUGCUUGGUCUCCAACCGACAGCUAUGCUCCAGCUCAAGGUUCAUGUAAUGGUAAUACUAAUUUGGUUAGAGAAGCCAAUGGGCUUUCUACAGCCGAAACUGAAUGGCUGGCCAAGAGAGAAGCUAAUACUAAAGUCGCUUUGAAGAGUUUCCUAGAACGUGCAACUAAAGAUUUUUCUGAUAACUCAAUCGUUGACCAGAUUUUCAACUCCGCUACCCCAAGAGCAGGUUAUGCUUCCUGUGGUGGUGGUUACAGAGGUACCUUCAUUGAUGCAGGUAUCGCUGCAGCCAUGGACGAAAGAACAGUUGGUGCCAACGAACAUGGACUAGGUGGUUUACUGCAAGGUAUGAGUUAUAUGACUGGUCUAUCUGGUGGUACUAUGUUCACCUCAACUUUAUUAUUCAACAAUUGGACAUCAGUUCAAGAUAUUGUUGAUCAAAUGAAUGAUGGCGAUAAUUCGAUUUGGGAUAUCUCCGUUUCUCCACUGGCAUUAGCUACUUCCACAGAUACCACUACACAAAAAAUGCUUGGUAGCAUCUUGACAGCAAUUAAAGAGAAAUACGAUGCUGGGUUCGAUGUCACUUUAGCUGAUGUUUACGGGUUAUUCACAGGUUAUUAUUUAUACCCAUCCUUACCAGAUGGUGGUGCUACGUACUUAUGGUCAGAUGUACAAGAAAUGGAUACCUUUAAGAACGGUGAAAUGCCAAUGGUGAUUGAAUUAUCCAGUGCUGAAAAAACUGAUGAAACUGCUGUUUCUCUAGGGUCUACCGGUUUUGAAAUUACUCCGUUUGAAUUUGGUUCCUGGGAUCCAACCAUUAAUGCAUUUACUGACAUGAAAUAUUUAGGUACAGAUGUCUCUAAUGGUGUCCCAACCAAUGAAGAUGAAUGUGUUACAGGGUUUGACAACGCAAGUUUCUUAACUGGGGCUUCUUCUAAUAUUGUCAACUACAUUUAUUACCAAGGUAAUGCCAUGUACCGUUCCGCCGUGUCUACUUUAAAGAGCAAAUUCUUACCAAGUAACUCCACUGUAGAGCGUUUUGAUGUCAAUAUUAUUAGACCAAAUCCAUUCAAGGACACCGAAUACUUUGAUGGUUCCGAUAAGGAUUUGAUCGAUAUGGAUGGUCUAUACAUGGUUGAUGGUGGUUUUGGUGGUCAAAACAUUCCAUUCACCCCAUUAAUGAGAAAAGAGCGUAACUUAGAUGUUGUCUUUGCUUCAGACACAACCUACAAUACCGCUGAUGUUUGGCCAACUGGUUCAUCAUUAGUUAGCACCUAUACUCGUCAAUUUAUGGCCAUCGGUAAGACUGAUGCCUUCCCAUAUGUUCCAGAUACUGAAACAAUGGUUAACUUAGGUAUUAACAAAAAACCAACUUUCUUUGGAUGUGACUCCUCAAAUUUGACCGAUUUGGCUUACGUUCCACCUUUAGUCGUCUACUUACCAAACAGAGCUUACUCUUUUAAUUCAAACAUUACCACCUGGACUUUAACCUACACCAAAGAAGAACGUCUAGCUAUGAUUAAAAAUGGUUUUGAAAUUGCCACUAGAAACAACUUCACUGAUGAUCCAGAUUUCUUAGGUUGUGUUGGUUGUGCAGUUAUGAGACGUAAGCAAGAACAAUUAGGCCUAGAAUGGCCAAGUGAAUGUGAACAAUGUUUCCAAAGAUACUGUUGGAAUGGUACUAUUGCUCACUCAAGAAACACUUCCUCUGAUAGUACUCCAGACACUACCAAUGAUGUUCUACCAGAUUCUGUUGACGUUUCUUCCAUUGUAAUUAAUCAAUGUAGUGGCGAUGACUGUUACAGUACUAUCCAUACAGCUACCUCUACAACAGUUACCUGUCACGAAUGUGAAGAAAAUAAGACUGCUGAAUCUGCUUCCUACACUACCACUACUGUUGAAUGUGAAGAAUGUGAAGAAGGUCAUACACAAGCCACAACUACAGUUGAAUGUGAAGAGUGCGAAGAAGAAGCACAAAAUGGUAAUCACAAGUACACAACUGUCACAUCCCUAGCAACUACCACUGAAGUUUGUGAAGAAUGUGAAGAGGCCCAAGCUACUGCUAUGGCAAACAGUGGCUCUAAUGCUUCCAAUAAUGAUUCUAAUGGUUCCAACAAUGUUGUUAUAUCUUCAACUUCUAGCCCAACUAUACUACAAGUCACCACUGGUGUACCAACAUAUUCUGCCAUUAGUGUGGUAGUAAAUGAAAACAUUGGUAACUCAAUUGGGUUAAAGGGAUUGGCAACUAUUAUCACUCUAAUGGCCGCAAUGGUCGGCGUUUUCUAA
Molecule: messenger RNA, 2343 nt
Organism: Maudiozyma saulgeensis
Lineage: Eukaryota; Fungi; Ascomycota; Saccharomycetes; Saccharomycetales; Saccharomycetaceae
Source: the annotation of a GenBank genome assembly